UUGAUCAUCUGACAUCAUAAUGUCUGAAAUCAGAUUCAGCAAUCUCACUUGGGAUCAAGUUAUGACACUGGAUCAAGUGUUAAAUGAAGUUAUUCCAAUUCAUGGAAGGGGAAAUUUCCCCACAUUGGAGGUAAAACCAAAAGAUAUCAUUCAUGUUGUGAAAGAUCAACUGAUAGAGCAAGGAAUUAUUGUUAAAGAUACCCGAUUGAAUGGUUCCACAGCAAGUUACAUACUUGCAAGCCACAAUGGAAUCAGCUAUAAGGAUCUGGAUGUUAUUUUUGGUGUUGAGCUACCAAGUGAUCAAGAAUUUCAGGUUGUUAAGGAUGUAGUUCUGGGUUGUUUGCUCGACUUUUUACCAAAAGGUGUAAAAAAGGAAAAAAUCACCCUAAAGACUAUGAAAGAGGCUUAUGUGCAGAAGAUGGUCAAAGUUUGCAAUAAGCAUGAUCGUUGGAGUCUCAUCUCUCUUUCAAAUAAUACUGGAAAGAAUGUAGAGCUAAAGUUUGUGAAUUCACUCAGACGACAAUUUGAAUUUAGUGUAGAUUCCUUUCAAAUUGUUUUGGAUCCCAUAUUAGAGUUCUACAGUGACAAAAAUGGUAAGCUAACCAAAGCAUUCUAUCCUGUUGUGGUAGCUGAAAGCAUGUAUGGAGACUUUCAAGAAGCAAUGACACAUUUGCAGUACAAGCUUAUAUCUACCAGAAAACCUGAAGAAAUUAGAGGUGGUGGCCUUCUGAAGUACAGCAACUUGCUGGUUCGAAACUUUAAGCCAGCUUGUGAAGCAGAAAUCAAGACCCUGGAACGUUAUAUGUGUUCUAGAUUCUUCAUUGAUUUUCCUAAUGUAGAAGAACAGCAAAAGAAGAUUGAAUCAUACCUCCGCAACCAUUUCAUAGGUGAAGAAAAGAGCAAGUAUGACUACCUCAUGACCUUGCGUGGAGUUGUGAAUGAAAGCACUGUUUGCCUCAUGGGUCAUGAAAGAAGACAGACCCUCAAUAUGAUCACCCUUAUGGCUUUAAAAGUACUUGGAGAACAGAAUAUCUUACCUAAUACCGAAAAUGUAACUUGCUUUUAUCAGCCUGCUCCAUACUUUGCUGCUGAGGGAGGGUACCCUGCUUAUUACGUAACAUCUGGACCACCACCUAUUUUCUUUCAGCCAUACCACCCACUGCACUUUCAUGUGCCAAAUGGUAUGGUUUAAAAAAAACACAGCAGAAACUUCGCUUUAAUUAAACACCUCUUAAAAGCAAGUUUCCAAAUUCCAUAAAAUUUAAGAUCUAUAUUUAUUUUUAUGCAUUCGCCAACUAUUUUUCAUCAAUUAUAGUUUAAAUCAUCAUAGUAAAUACAAUAUCAUCUGUGAACUGACCUCUUUAAAUGAUUUUCAGAUUUUAUUGAUUAACUAUAUAUAACAACUAUCAGAUGUGAACCGCUUAAAGUAAUUUUCAAAUCUGACUAUGACUUUCAAACUUGCUGUGACAAAUAAAUUAGAGAUGCCUGCAUCUUUGGUUAAAAUGUAAAAGAACAGACACAUGUUUUAAAAUACAGAGGUACAGUAAAGACAAAUGUCAACAUUUUUGUAACAAUCGCUUUACUUUGUUACCUUUACUUCAUUUUUUCCUAGUAAAUAGUACCAUUAAUGAAUUUUUAACACCUAUCUAAAAAUGUCUCAUUUCAAAGACAACAGAUUCAGAAGACAUUAAAAGUCUGGACUGUGCAAGCAUAUAUUUUGUUUCCCAAUUGAAUUGGUUAGAUACAAAAUACUACUACAGUUUGACGGAACACUGAAAAAAUAAUUCUGGAAAGUGUUUGACAUUAGCAAUUUAUCAACUGUCAAAUAAGUUGGUUAAUUUAUGGAUCUGAAGAAUAAUACCAUCAAGCUGGACAACCAGUACUGUGGCCACUUAUACAGGCUUCUUCAUUUUUCCCCAAACAACUUGAAAAGAAUGAAAAUGACCAACUCUAAAUGUGAAAAGUUUUCUAUCAUUAUCUGUUAAAAAGAGACUCUACAUGUCAAAUAGCAAAAAGAGAUAAAGGUUUUAACCAUGGCCUUUACCAUUUUUAUGGCCAAUUUGACCAAUAUCUUAAUACCUAGAGACAUUCCGUGUUAGUAAGUGAAAAUAUUUUCAUUAUUAUUAAAUGAAGCUUGAAGUUUUUUUUUUCUUAUUUUGCCCUUACCAAAGAUCAGUUGCUAACCAGACACACAAGUGCCUACUCAUAUGUGUUUUUGCAUAACGCUAUGAUUUAUUCAACAAUUGUAUGUGUUCAUCAGGUAUCUGACUACUCACUAUAUCAAAUAUGCUGCUAGCAAAUCUGCCAGUGGGAUUAAAACAGUAUUUUCUUCCUAUAAUGAAGAAAAUAAUCCAUGACCAAUAUUACCUGGGAUGACAGAAGGGGAGGAGCUCUCCUGAAUGAAUAUAGAUAAGAUCAUCAGAAAUUUUCAUUAUUUUUACUUGCUUCUGAUUUUUUAUGAGUUUUCAUCUCAGUUUUCAUUGACCGUCACAAUUUUCAAUCAAAAUGUGAUCCAACAGCCAUAUUCUGAGAAUUUUUCACUUACAGUGUUUAAUCUGUCUUCUCUAUGUUACAGUGUUGGACACAAGAAGUACACCAAAGAUAGCAUUUGCAAAUAACCAAUAUUUCUGAGAUGUUUUAUACCACAAUACCACUGGCCAUCAGUAUAUUUUUAAAGAAUUAUA
This is a messenger RNA of Sus scrofa (pig), 2684 nucleotides long. It is a transcript of the gene TENT5D, whose product is annotated as terminal nucleotidyltransferase 5D. NCBI's taxonomy places the organism in Eukaryota, Metazoa, Chordata, Mammalia, Artiodactyla, Suidae. The record is from RefSeq and is a predicted model, not a curated record. Gene Ontology annotation, molecular function: poly(A) RNA polymerase activity; RNA binding. Gene Ontology annotation, biological process: mRNA stabilization.